AUGGCAUGGUUGGCGUUAGUUCUUCGUGUCGCAAUUGCUCUUAACACUCAAGGAUUCUUCCAGCCGGAUGAGUACUUCCAGGCAUUAGAACCCGCUCACCACUAUGUCUUCGGAUAUGGAUACCUCACAUGGGAGUGGGUUAGUCCAGCACCCCUUCGGAGUAUCAUCUACCCUGCAUUGAAUAUACCGCCCUUUUGGCUUAUAAAAACGCUGGGCCUUGAUACCAAAUACCCUGAGCUGCUAAUAGCGGGCCCGCGCAUUGUCCAUGGCUUAUUGGCUGCCAUUACAGAUAUAGCGCUCUGUGAAGUCACAAGGCAAGUUCUGAACGAUGCGUUUGUGCCAACGGCGUACCUUGUUUCUCUGACAUCCCUAUUCCACUCGUUGUCACUUUCACGGUCCAUGUCAAAUUCCCUUGAAACGUCAUUGACAACAGCCGCAUUAAGCUACUACCCCUGGGACGUUGCGCAGUCCAUGCAGGUGCAGUCGAACAGAACUAGAAUGCGCAUGUGCAUCGCGUUCGCUGCGCUGGCAUGCGCAAUCAGACCUACGAAUGCUAUCAUCUGGGUCUAUAUGUUCGGUCUUCUCUUCACGCGUCUCGGAUUCCGCCCCCGUCACAUUUUCGCCAUUGUUCGCGAUUGCUUCUUUGCGCUUGAUUCAGCCUUUUAUGGCAAGCCUACGCUAAGCCUGCUGAACUUUUUACGAGUCAAUGCGUCGCCCGUGUCUUUGUUCUACGGUUCCAAUCCUUGGCAUUAUUACGUGUCUCAGGCCCUCCCGAUUCUCUGUUCCACAUCCUUGCCAUUCGUGCUGCAUGGUAUGCGCCUUGCGGUGAAGGACGACGAGGUAAAACUGAAGACGAUGCUCGGGUGUAUCGUUUGGACAAUCACGGCAUUCUCAUUUGUUGGACAUAAGGAGUGGCGUUUUCUCCACCCACUCCUCCCGAUGUUACAUGUCUUCGCGUCAAGGUCCUUAGUGGAACUGUAUCAUCGCAGCGCUAAAGCCGAGAUCAAAGUUCCCCAGAAAAAGAGAAAGGAAUCCGCAACUUUCUCACUUCCGAUUCGCACUCGAGACCUCUGCCUUCUCUUAUUGACCGUCCCAGCCUCGAUAUACGUCGUGUUCUUCCAUAGCGUAGGGCAAAUCAAAGUCAUGUCAUAUUUGCGGAGCCUACCUUCCGAGAAUCUGACAUCCGUGGGGUUCUUGACACCUUGUCAUUCGACCCCGUGGCAGGCCUACCUUCACCGGCCCGAACUCGCAGCGCCCGGGAGAAUGUGGGCUCUUGGGUGUGAACCGCCACUGGGACUUCAACAUCCCGGUGACUACAAAGACCAGACAGACAUCUUUUUCGAAGCGCCCUUUGAAUAUAUGCGAACACAUUUUCCAUCGCAAGUGGAUUAUUCCUAUCCUGCUUCGCCUUUCGCUUUAUCGAUACCGAACGUCACAUUCGUGGAAACAAUCCAAGCUGUGGAACAAAGUUCACGAUCUUGGGAUUUAGGCUGGCUGCAUGAGUGGCCGCAGUAUAUAGUCCUGUUUGGCGCGCUACUGCGGGAGCCUGGUAUGUUGGACCUCUUUCGGAAUCUAGGUUACGAAGAGGUAUGGAAGGGUGGGUUUGAGUGGGAAGGAGAGGGUCAAAGAAAAGGCGCUGUUCGAGUCUGGAAACAUAUCCGUUGA
Messenger RNA from Suillus paluster, 1665 nucleotides. Its product is annotated as glycosyltransferase family 22 protein. Gene Ontology annotation, cellular component: endoplasmic reticulum membrane. NCBI's taxonomy places the organism in Eukaryota, Fungi, Basidiomycota, Agaricomycetes, Boletales, Suillaceae. The transcript has 6 exons. The record is from RefSeq and is a predicted model, not a curated record. Gene Ontology annotation, molecular function: alpha-1,2-mannosyltransferase activity. The coding region runs from base 1 to 1665 and encodes 554 amino acids. Gene Ontology annotation, biological process: GPI anchor biosynthetic process.